This is a messenger RNA of Lates calcarifer (barramundi perch), 1562 nucleotides long. It is a transcript of the gene mterf2, whose product is annotated as mitochondrial transcription termination factor 2. Gene Ontology annotation, biological process: termination of mitochondrial transcription; regulation of DNA-templated transcription. Lineage: Eukaryota; Metazoa; Chordata; Actinopteri; Centropomidae. The record is from RefSeq and is a predicted model, not a curated record. The transcript has 2 exons. Bases 385 to 1512 code for a protein of 375 amino acids. Gene Ontology annotation, cellular component: mitochondrial matrix. Gene Ontology annotation, molecular function: double-stranded DNA binding.
GACAGUUCUUGUCUCUUUUAGCGCUUAGCUGGCAAGCUAAAUGCCUAGCAUGUUUCUUCAAAUAGAAAAUACUGAGGUGAAUGCAUGAAGACUUUUAUUUUGAAAUCAGCGACUUAAUGUCAACCGGGCAACCUCUGCCCCAUUUAUUUGCAAUGCUUAGCAAUGAGUCGUCUUAAGUUACAGUAAGAUGCUUGUUGUGUUUUUGAACGUUUUAUCUGAUGUUGAGUGACAAUGGAGCAUUGAUUGUGACGAGUUGGCUCAUGCUUCUCCUCUUUCCUCAAUGAAACAUCUGGCAGCAGCUGUGCAGAGUAACCAUUAUCUGCUGUUAGGGAACCUGUGUUAUGAAAGCGAGGCUGUGGUGAUCAGCAUCGGGACUUAGCAUUAAUGUUGCGCUUGAUCGCAACAUCCCUGUGCCUCCGGUGCCAACGUGUAACAGCCCUACCUUUAAACCUCAGGCCAUGUGUGACACUGAGUUCAGGAGAGAACCAGCAGACCGUGGAGGCUCUCUAUGACCUCUCUGUUGACAUUCAGAAGAUCCGGAAACUCAAGGGCUGGGUCCUGCAUCAGAGCCCAGCCUAUACUAAGGAGGUAGCUGACCUGCUGAAGGACAUGGGGGCCUCGGGCCCAAUAAUUUCCCGGAUUUUAGCAGUUUAUCCUGAGGCGGUCCUCUGUCAGCCAGAGGAGAUGCAGGCUCAGAGGGAGCUGUGGAUGACCGUGUGCCCAAACCAGAAAGAGCUGGUUGGUAUCAUUGAGAAAUUCCCUGCCUCCUUCUUCAUCUCCUCCAGCCACCAUGACAGCCAGCGGAACAACAUUGCUUACUUCCAGAGCUUAAACCUCAACAAGCGAAUCAUCACCAAACUCAUGGCCAGCGCUCCCCAGAGCUUCAGCCGGCCGGUGGAGCAGAACGAGGUGAUGGUGCGCACCCUCCAGCAGGCCUACCGGGAGCUGGGAGGGGAGGAGGCCAACAUGAAGAUCUGGCUUCAGAAGCUGCUGAGCCAGAACCCAUUUGUUCUCCUCAAGCCCCCGGAGGCGCUGAGGCAGAACCUGCUGUUCCUAAGAGACAGAGGCUUCAGCACAGCAGAGCUCCUCCGCCUCCUCUCCAAGCUCAGGGGCUUCGUCACCGAGCUGAACCCGAACAGCAUGCGUCGCACCCUGGCGUACUCCCAGGACACCAUGGGCUGCUCUGAGUCAGAGCUGCGGGACAUUGUCCUCAACUGCCCUGCUCUGCUUUACUACCCUGAAGCCAUUCUGGCUGAGCGCUUUGAGGGGCUCCUCAGAGCUGGGAUCAGCAUGUCUCAGAUCAUGGAGACUCCGACCGUUCUGGAGCUGACCACGCAGAUAGUGAAUUACCGCAUCCAGCGUCUGAGGAUGCAUGGCUAUGACAUAAGGACAGGUAGUCUGGAGGUCUUAAAUGGCACUAAGAAGGAUUUUGAGAUGAGUUAUGGAAAACUACAGCUACGUAGAGAGAGACCACUUUUUAACCCUGUCGCGCCUUUAAAAGUAGAUGACUGACAAAGGUUGAAUGGACUAAUGCAACUAAAUUAAAGCUGUAACUGGAUGCA